Messenger RNA from Chironomus riparius, 1290 nucleotides. The record is from the annotation of a GenBank genome assembly. NCBI's taxonomy places the organism in Eukaryota, Metazoa, Arthropoda, Insecta, Diptera, Chironomidae.
AUUUCCUACUCAAUCUUAUCCAAAGACCUUAAAAAUUAUCGCGACAAGCAAGUUGACAACUUCCAAUUUCAAGUUCCUUUCCAAAAUGUCCCAAAAACUGAGCACAAAAGCGACAGCAUCAAGUACAUUUUAUUCUGGACGAGUUGGUGGUUCUUUGAGAAUUGGCAAAUGGGUGAUGAAAUUCUUGGUGAAGAGUAUUUAAAGUCUAUCGAUUGUCCAGUCACAAACUGUGUGUUUUCACAUGAUCGGAACUUUUUGCCACAGCCCACUGACUAUGAUGCAUUGGUUUUCCAUGUUGGAGACUUUAAUGACAUUGAUGAUUUGCCGGAGGUGAGGAGGGAGGAUCAGAUUUACAUCAUGGCUAAUGAAGAACCGCCAUUCUUCUCAAGGCAUAACCUCAAUUAUGAUAGAAACUUCUUCAACAUGACGCUGACUUUCCGAUUAGAUUCCGACAUCCUUUGGAACUACGGACUCUUCUUUGACAUCGAGACAGGAAGUGUUGUGGCUCCAUCAAAAUAUGCCAAGUGGAGGGAACCUGAAAUUGUUGACGAUCCACAAAUCUUAGAAUUCGUAACUAAAUCCAAGUCAAAGCUUGCAGCAUGGUUCGUGUCUCACUGCGACGCACCAUCAAACCGAGAAAGUUUGACCAAGAAAAUUCAGGAAUUUAUGGAAGUUGAUGUCUAUGGAGAUUGUGGGAACUUAACAUGUCCAAUGGGGAGGACAAUUUAUGACAAAGGCAAUCGCCAGCACUGCACAGACAUGCUUAAUUCAACCUACAAAUUUUAUUUAUCAUUUGAGAACUCAAUUUGUACUGAUUACAUGACUGAGAAGGUGUUCCUGAACAUGGACAACUUUAUUGUACCAAUUUUAUACAAUGGAAUCACAGACAUGCAGCACUUCCUGCCACCACACUCAUACAUUCAUGUCAAUGACUUCAGCAGUGUCGAAGAUCUCGUCAAUUAUCUCAAAUAUUUAGACAAAAAUCCACAAGAAUAUGCAAAUUAUUUCUGGUGGAAGAAAUACUAUAAAGUGACUGAGAAUGUCCAUAAAUAUUCAUACUGUGACAUGUGCAUGAAGAUCAACAGUUGGAAUGUCAAGAAGAAAAGAAAGGAAUAUUUGGACAUAGCAAAGUGGAAUAGUCAUGAAAAAUGUUACAAUAUGAGAGUCAAUUUUUGAGCUUAGACAAUGAGCUUGACGUUAUCAGCUCAGCCACGGACAUAAGAGUCGCUUAUCACAACAAAGAUAACCAUUUAUAGUUCUAAGAUAAUUAAAAUUGUAAGUCCACAAUAC